GCCUUACGAGCACGUCGUCCUUGACGUAUUAUAUUUUAAAUAUAUGUCUAUGGAUAUACAAAUUAAUUUUGACAUAUUAUAUAGUUUUAAAAGUGAUUACGGUGUUUUAUUAUAUAUUUUUUUAAUUUAUUAUAACGUUUAGUUGAAAUUUUAAUUAAAAAUUUUACAAUGUACGGGUGGUUGUUGGAGAGUGUUCAACACUUCAUAGUGGAAGAAUGUGGAGAAGAAAUUUGGGAGACGAUUCUUCGGGAAGCCGGUGCAAGGAAUACCGUCUUUAUCACGAGACAACAAUAUCCAGAUACUCUCAUGCCGCGACUGGCUUGCGCUCUAGCCAGGCUUUUGACAAAAGACCCACUUAGUCCAUCACCCUCAACACCAGGAAGUCCAGCACCGAGAAAACUUUCUUUAAAAUCAAAACCAGCAUGGCGUAGUUCUUCAGUUCAUGGUGACACCAGAACUCAAACAUUCAAAUGCCCCUUCACGGCCACUAAUGCUCUGACAGCAGUUACAAAGAAAGAAAUAGAUGCGUACAAUUCAUCAGAAGAAAUAAGAUCUCCAUUACAUACUGCUCUAUCUACUGACAAAAUAAAUAAAUCCGAGGAAUUGGCUAUAGUACCGUACCAAAUGGCAGUCAGAGACAGACGAAGCUUAGGGGUCCAUUUAGAGCGGAAUGCUUACUUAGAAGAAGAUGGAGAGAAAGCUGAAGAAACUAUCCCAGAAACAGAUGAUAUUGAAGAAUCUGAGAAAACUGAAUGUCCUUCUUCUGUAGCAAAUGCUGGAAGAAGAAGUUCGUUAAAAUCCACUUUGAGGAAGAAUAGCUGUACCGUAGCAUUAGAUAUCAACCGACGACGUAGUUCUGGUGUCCCAGCCCGACCAAGGUUAAAUAGCUUAAGUUUGGUAAAUGCAGACCGCUUGAAUACUUUGAAGGAAAAAUUUGGUACACCUGAAAAAGUAAUGCAUUUCUUUGGUAGAUGUUUCGUGAAAUUCUUUUCUAACUAUGGUUAUGAUACCAUGAUUCGCGCUACGGGUAGAUAUUUUUGUACGUUCCUGCAGUCCGUGGACAAUAUUCACCAGCGUAUGCGUUUUACAUUUCCGCGCAUGCGCUCGCCGAGCAUGCAGCUCACUAGAGCGCAUAGGCAUGGCGCAGAGCUGGUGUACAGCAGCGGAAGAGCUGGUUACACCCACUAUCUCAUGGGUCAGCUAUACGAAAUAGCAGAAGACAUCUUCUCGCUCAAAUUGAAGGUAUCCAUCGUAAAAGAGAGCUUGGAGGGCAACUAUUAUGUAGCUGUUCUGAGACUCGAAUUCGAUAACGGCGACUAUGUUCAAUCUCUGAUGGCUCGGAAAUCUCUUCCUUGUCUUCUGCCGGCUGUGCCAGCUUCGCUCCUGCUUCAAUUGUUUCCUUUCGGCGUUAUGCUCGAUAGAAAGAUGAAGAUAAUAAAAGCUGGUGAAAAGUUAAGGGAAGCGUGGGGUGGACCUUACAAUCGCAUUGAAAAAGUUUCUGUUAAUGAGAUUCUCCGGUUGAGGAAGCCUAAAGUGUCGUUCACAUGGGACAAGGUAGUAUGUAUGCAGACUAUGAUGUUCGAACUGGAGUUAAUGCGAUGGCGCGCGCGCUGCGUCAGUGAUUCCCGACGCGGGUCGCAAGGCGCGAGAGCCGUUUUGCUUAAGGGACCUAUUUAUUUCCUUGAAGAAAUUGACGCUCUUAUAUUUUUAUGUAGUCCUAUCUUCAACGACCUCGAAGAGUUAAAACAAGCGGGUCUUUAUCUGGCAGACAUGAACGGACACGGGUUAUCUAAAGAAAUGCUCCUACAAGGCUGGCAACAUCUUUCACGAUUGGAACUGCUCUUUGAAAAAGCCGAAACAAGAAGUCUUUCAUUAGAGAAAUCUUGCCGGCUGGUAGAGCAGUGGAAGAAGAGAGGGGAUCAGUUAUUGUACUCAAUGAUACCUAAAAGUAUUGCAGAUCAAUUGCGUUCCGGUAUAUCUUCGAUGCCUCCUAUGAAAUUCGAUUCAGUGACCAUAAUGUUCUGCGGUUUACAACUCAAUGAGGCUAUAACGAGAGCUGAUGUGAUGCAGACAGUCGCCUACAUGAAUGAUGUGUACUCCAGGAUCGACAGGUUGCUAGAUACUCAUCGGGUUUACAAGGUUGAAACAGUGGGGACGGUAUACAUGGUGGUGUCGGGCGCGCCUAAGAAAAACCGUGCACAUGCGCAGGCGACGGCGAGCGCCGCGCUGGCGGUGUCGCAGGCGCUGCCCAUGCUCACUAUAGGUCUUCAUUCGGGUUUGUGCUACGCCGCUGUGCUCGGUUUCCGGCAACCACGGUACUGCCUGGUUGGAGACACCGUCAACACUGCCAGCCGGAUGCAAACGACGAGUGAGCCUGGACGCAUUCAGAUCUCAUCUCGAACGGCAUCUGAACUUCCAGCAGGAAAAUUUAGGCUCCGUCGCAGAGGCCUCAUCAAAGUCAAAGGCAAAGGCAUGAUGGAAACUUUCUGGCUUGAAGGAGAAAUCGAAGAGAAAGAGCAAGACGAAGCCCUGCAAAUGCUAUCUGCUCUCUGUGGCGAAGAUUGAAUAGUAUCCAUUGAAAAAUGGAUCGAAAGAAUAUAUUAUUAAUUUUAUUGUUCUAUUAUGUUUUAAUAUACUUCGAAAAGUAAAUUUGAUAAUUAUAUCAAAUUAGCUCCCAUGAAUCUCCUGUAGA
Vanessa atalanta (red admiral) is the source of this 2692-nucleotide messenger RNA. RefSeq names its product soluble guanylate cyclase 89Db-like. Bases 169 to 2565 code for a protein of 798 amino acids. The record is from RefSeq and is a predicted model, not a curated record. Gene Ontology annotation, biological process: nitric oxide-cGMP-mediated signaling; cGMP biosynthetic process; response to oxygen levels. NCBI's taxonomy places the organism in Eukaryota, Metazoa, Arthropoda, Insecta, Lepidoptera, Nymphalidae. Gene Ontology annotation, cellular component: guanylate cyclase complex, soluble. Gene Ontology annotation, molecular function: heme binding; oxygen sensor activity; guanylate cyclase activity. The transcript is spliced from 14 exons.